Molecule: messenger RNA, 1600 nt
Organism: Habropoda laboriosa
Lineage: Eukaryota; Metazoa; Arthropoda; Insecta; Hymenoptera; Apidae
Gene: DCTN4-p62
Product: dynactin subunit 4
Exons: 9
Coding region: 1-1524 (507 amino acids)
Cellular component (GO): dynactin complex
Source: RefSeq, a predicted model, not a curated record
AUGUCAUAUUUAAAUCAACCUGAUUACGUACGUUAUGUAUGUAAUUGUGGAUCUUUAAAACCAAUUUCGAAGAUUUAUUUUUGCAGGUAUUGUUGGAAAAUUCGUUGCGGGUACUGUGUUUGUCAUGAGGUUGAUUCCCAUUAUUGUCCUAAUUGUAUGGAAAAUUUGCCAACAUCAGAAGUUCGUUUGCAAAAGAACAAAUGUUCUAAUUGUUUUGAAUGUCCCUGUUGUUUUCAAACAUUAUCCACAAGAGCUGGACAUGUACCUUUAAGGGUAGCACCUCCUGAAGGAGAAGAUGCUAAAGAUGGUAAAACAACACCAAAGAAAGUAUAUUAUUUGUCUUGUUCAUUAUGUCGAUGGACUUCUAGAGAUGCUGGUAUACCAGAUCAAUCUGUGGCUACUGGAGGUUGGCCUGAACAAGAAAAUCCUCAUAUAAGUCGCAUUAAUGCUUUAAUUGAUUAUCAUAAAAUACUAGCUUCUAUAGAAAAACAAAAAUGUGAAAAAAAGAAGUAUUCUUUACCAAAGUAUCAUUAUACACCAAUUACUCUAUUUGAAAGAACAUCCUUUACAUCUUCUCGUUUUGGUCGUUCUGGUCUUGUACGGUCGUAUUGGUCUCGUCAGUCUGAAAAACCUGUUCGUCCACUGGUUGUUCAACCAUCUCCAGCUAUCGCUAGUACAGAGGUAGAGGAGUUGCGAGCAGAAAUUUUCACAGAACAAGUGGACAUAACUAAGAUUACUACAUUGGAACAACGAUUACGGCACCCAGAUGUACAAGCAGAAAAUGUAAACGAAUUACGUCCACAACAUAGGCAAUUUUUUGUUAAGAAAUCGUUGCGGUGUCGAGUUUGCGAACAUAAUCUUAUUAAACCAGAUCUCUGUCCACAUUCUAUAAAGUUUAAAGUUCAACUUGCGGCAUUUUAUCAUGUACCAGAAAUAAGGAUUAUUACUUGUGAACCACUUCGACCUGGCAGGUCAAGUGAGUUGCUUUUAAAGUUUUACAAUCCAACUCCACAUCAAACACAAAUAACACUGUUACCAUUGGACACACCAAUGACUUCUGUUGUAACAGUUGUAGAUGAAAAAGAAGAGGUUAAACAAGGAGAUGGACAACAAGGAUCCGAAUCACCAAAUUUGUUACCUUCUAUCGUUCGACAAGUGCCUGUAACAGUAGAAACAAGACCCGUAAAAAUUACUGCAAAUGCAGAUUUAGUUUUGCCUCAUAGUCCUCUUAUUCUGUCACGUAAAGAUGAUGCUGCUGAAUAUGAUUAUUCCGCCGAUACGCAUAAUUUUCAAGAUGAUCCUAAGCUCGUAAUCUGGCGGAAAGGUAAUAAAGCAGCAAUAAAACUGCAUUUAACUCCGCACGAAAAUUUAGAAGAGAGUGAAAAUCAAUCGGUUAUAAUUGGAUUUGUUAUGCAAUAUGGAUAUGUGAAUACAAUCACGACGCUGGAACACAAAGCACCUCAAAAGUUAGAUCUCAGAGUUAAAGUAUAUCUUACUGUGGGAAAGAUUAUUGGAAGUGCUUAAUGCUUACUGCUGUAUCACGUGGAUAUUAAUAUUUAUAAAUACUAUCCAAAUUUAAUUACUAAUAUAAAUUCUCAUG